AUGUUUACAUGUAAACAGAACCGUGUAUUUAGACGUGAUCGAGAACCCAGUAGAAUACCAGAAGCUAUUCUGAAACGUCUCAGAAGAAAGGGCAGAAAACUGAAGGAAUUUGUUUAUGAGUGUAUUCGUCCAAGCAUACCGAAGUCCUCUUGGCUACGUCGUCAUGUGAAGGUUAGAAGAGUUACAAAGAAUGAUUGUAAGCUUAAUACGAAGAGGGUAAGAUUAAAUAAAGUUACAAAACAUGAUAAGAAGUAUUUGUUGAAUUGUUCUGUAAGGGUAUAUCAAAGGAUAAUUAAAUUGAAGUAUAGAGCAAGUAGGUACUUAUCAACGUUUUCUUGUAAUAGACCCAUGUGUCUUUAUAAGAGUCAGACACACGCGUCAAACUAUUCUAAAUUUCAACUGAGAGUUCAGAUAUAG
This is a messenger RNA of Pocillopora meandrina, 417 nucleotides long. The record is from the annotation of a GenBank genome assembly. Lineage: Eukaryota; Metazoa; Cnidaria; Anthozoa; Scleractinia; Pocilloporidae.